Molecule: messenger RNA, 1491 nt
Organism: Prunus armeniaca (apricot)
Lineage: Eukaryota; Viridiplantae; Streptophyta; Magnoliopsida; Rosales; Rosaceae
Source: the annotation of a GenBank genome assembly
AUGGCUGGAGUAGAAGGACAAAAUGAGAAUGAUGUGAGUGAUAGUAUGAGAAUAAUGUUAGUCAUUCAAGAUAUGGCCUCUGCUAUUCGUGAGAAAAAUCAACAUAAUCACGAACCCCAUCAAGAAACUCAAGAUUAUCAAAUAAUGAGGAUUCAAGGAGAAUUUCAUAAGACACGACCACCUGUGUUCAAGGGUGAUCCAAACCCUAUGGUAGCAGAAGAAUGGUUAAGACAAAUGAGGAGAAAGAUGAAUGAACAAAGAGUUCCUGGAAACCUGAAAGUGACCACUGCUUCUACCUAUUCGGAAGGACAAGCUUAUCAUUGGUGGGAAUCUGUCUUGGCUAUGCCUGAUGUUGAGGUUGCAACUUGGGUUGCCUUUGAGACAAUAUUUUUGGAGAAAUAUUUUCCUGAAACUAUGAAAACCAUGAAGGUACGUGAGUUCACUAAUCUUUAUCAAGGUGAUAUGACUGUGGGACAAUAUCAAGCUAAGUUUGAAGAACUUAUGCGUUUUUCUCCUUACAUGAUUCCUGAUGAGUCUGCAAUAACAAAGAAAUUUGAAGAAGGGUUGAGACUAGAAGUCAAGGAGAAAGUGGAACUUUUUAAAUUAAAAAAUUAUGCUGAAGUUGUUGAUCGUGCCUUAAUGGCCGAACAACGGAUACCUAGUUCUAAGAGAGUUUUUGAAACUAAGAAUCCUACGGGGGACAAAGUAACAAAUGCCAAAGAUUUUUUCCCUCUCGUCCCCGAUAUCAAAAUCCAAGAUCAUUUGAGGCAACUCAAAACUGAGGAUUUUGUUAUCAUUAUACCUGUUACUCCACAACCACAAUUACAGUUCCGUACACCACAACAACAAUUUCAAGCUCCACAAACACAGUAUCGUGCUCCGUACCAAGCCCCAUAUCAAGAUUCACUGAAUCAGUUUAGAGGUCCUGUUAAUCAACAGACACAACGUCUGAGGGGACAACCUACACAACAAAGGCCUAGGGCACCAGGAACAGCAAGGAAAUCAGAACAACUCACUCAAGGACGAGUAUAUGUUGUUGGACAAGUAACAGAGUCGAAUGAACUUAUUGUGGUGGAAGAACGUGAAGUGGAGUUUUCUAUAGAUAUCUAUCCUGGCACAUCACCUAUCUCUAUACCUCCACAUCGAAUGGCACCAGGAGAGUUGAAAGAACUCAAAACACAACUUCAAGAACUUGAAAGAAAAGAUCAAAGUCUGAGGAUGUGUAUUGACUAUCGUCAACUGAAUAGAAUCACCAUCAAGAACAAGUACCCCUUACCUAGGAUUGAUGACAUGUUUGAUCAACUGCAAGGUUCUCGAUACUUCUCAAAGAUUGAUCUUCGCUCUGGUUAUCACCAAUUACGAGUAAAAGCAGAAGAUGUAUCGAAAACUGCAUUUCGAACACGAUAUGGACAUUAUGAAUUCCUAGUAAUGACUUUUGGAUUGACAAAUACUCCAGCAGUUUUCAUGGAUUUAAUGAAUCGAGUUUUUUGA